AAAAUACAGAAAGAAAGAAAGAAAGAAAGAAAGAAGACUUUCUUUCACAACGCGCGCGAGCUCAUGGAUGAGACAUGAGAGAGAUACGUGAUCUCAUUAUAUAUUCUGUACAUUCUCUCUCUCUCGAGACCACAUGAGACCUCACGAGUUGCGACGAUAUUUACAGAACGCCCACCUAACCCCAAUUCCGUCUUGGAGCACACAGACGUGAGAUGUCCACUGGAUAGUGAUGAAAUCACCGUCAGCAUCGGUGUUAAACAGCUGGUUUUGUUCUCUCGCUCGCGUGAACCGCACACUGACUGCUAUAACUGGGAUGCCUCUUUCCCGUAAGAGCUGCUAUCAUCCGUUUUUAUUUGUGAUUUAAAAUGCCGAGGUUCCAGUUUUUAAACAGCACUACUAUGCCAAAUCACAAUUAUGAAUGGAGCUACGAAUACUACGACGACGAAGAGCCCGUGUCUUUUGAAGGACUCAAAGCACAUCGAUAUUCCAUUGUGAUCGGCUUCUGGGUGGGUCUUGCAGUUUUUGUCAUUUUUAUGUUUUUUGUUCUGACUCUUCUGACCAAAACAGGAGCUCCACACCCAGAGGCUGCAGAACCGUACGAGAAAAGGAUGCGUCUCACCAGCUGCGCAGAGGGUCUGGGACGCCAACGUGAGGCGGACACCCGAAUGGGUCUCUCCCGCCCGUUGCUGGAAGAGUCCCGGUCUCUGUUUCACUGUUAUAUUAAUGAAGAAGAGCGAGAUGGAGGCAGGGCCACGAGCGACGCCGGGCGCACGGGCAGCGGCCACUCCAGAGGGCAGGUGGAAGCGGUCGGCCUUGUCGUCCAAAGCAUGGGAAUGGAGACCAGGGCGGAACGAGAGGCAGUGCUCCUGGCGCAUUUCAACAUUCCCAACUUUGUGAACUCAGAACUGAGCUCCGCUCUCGGAGACGAAGAUUUACUACUGGGCGAUCCACCGAUCAUAAUGGACGAGGCCCGUCCGCGCUGUACCCAUCACAUAAUUGACUAAACCAUCGGUUUAAAGACAGUCAGAUGCCAUUAUAUUUUCAUUAUGGCUCCAUCUCUCUCCUCAACUCAGUCUAUUAUCUUUAAAAGUGGAGAGGAAAGUGUUUCGCUUCAAAAGUGGAGCUAUUUUCUGACAUCUUGGGUCUACAAUGAAAAACGACAGCAGCAUGAAAGAUGAGAAAGAUUGGAUGGCACGAAUGGGAUUCUGAGAAUAUGCUCUUGACAGCAUGUUGAAAGAAUGUUGGGAAGCCUGUGGUUAGACAGUGAUAUUUGAAGAAAAUACGUAUGAAGACAGAUUGCAAUGCCUUAUUGGUUCAUGCUCCAUUCCUAUUAUCAGCAUUAUUAAAAAAAAGUCUCUUGAUGUGCUGCAGGAAGAUGUCGAUGCAGCAUUGUACUUGUGUGGUCUAAUUGCAGCAAUUUGGUAUCGCACGGCCUUUUUCUCUGGCCUUGUCGUGUGAGCAAAUGCCUGAGUAGAAAAUAGUUUUAGCUGAAUCAGUGGCUUUCUAGAGAAUAUCUGCAGUAUACUUGCAUACAAACUCGAUGUAAUUGUUUGAGUACAGCUGCCUGAGCAAUUCAAUGCCUCAGUCUCUUUUGUCUUAUUUAACACCUAUAUGCCAAUAAAAUUCAGUUGCGUAGUU
This is a messenger RNA of Pimephales promelas (fathead minnow), 1638 nucleotides long. RefSeq names its product melanocortin 2 receptor accessory protein 2a (gene mrap2a). Gene Ontology annotation, molecular function: type 1 melanocortin receptor binding; signaling receptor regulator activity; type 4 melanocortin receptor binding. The record is from RefSeq and is a predicted model, not a curated record. NCBI's taxonomy places the organism in Eukaryota, Metazoa, Chordata, Actinopteri, Cypriniformes, Leuciscidae. Gene Ontology annotation, cellular component: endoplasmic reticulum; plasma membrane. Gene Ontology annotation, biological process: regulation of adenylate cyclase-activating G protein-coupled receptor signaling pathway; protein localization to plasma membrane.